AUGACCAAAAUCUUCCUAACCGGCGCAACAGGCUACAUCGGCGGCGAAGCGCUGUACGCCAUCCACAAAAAACACCCCGACUUUUCAUUCUCGGUCCUGGUGCGCGACGCCAGCAAGAACGACACCAUCAAAGCCGCAUUCCCUAGUGUGCGGAUUGUGAAUGGCGCCCUCGAUGAUUUCGAGUUAUUGAAGAAGGAGGCUGCUGAUGCCGAUAUUGUCGUUCACACGGCCGAUGCUUCCGACCAUGUCGUCGCCGCGCAAGCAAUCGCCGCGGGCCUCGCAGAGGGCCACUCCGCCUCUAAACCAGGCUACUGGCUGCAUACCGGCGGCACCGGUAUCCUGACCUUCCGCGACUCCGACCGCAAAGUAUUCGGUGAAUACGACGAUAAGAUCUACGACGACUGGGAUGGUGUUGAUGAAUUGACGCAUUUGCCUGAUCAUGCGUUCCAUCGAAAUGUGGAUCAGAUUGUGUUAGAGGCUGGGACGAAGAAUGGGGAUAGAGUUAAGACGGCAUUGCUGUGUCCGCCUACAAUUUACGGCCCUGGACGAGGCCCCAUCAACCAAAAAUCGCGCCAAGUCUACGCCCUCGCCAGCAUGACGCUCCAAAUCAAAAAGGCCCCUCUACUCGGCGCCGGGAAAUCCGUCUGGAACAACGUUCACAUCCAUGAUUUGGGAAAUCUAUUCGUCCUUCUGACCGAAGCAGCCAUCGCUGGCCGCCACGACAACGGCCUCUGGGGCACCGAUGGAUACUAUCUCGUCGAAAACGGCGAGCACGUCUGGGGUGAUGUCUCACGCUCCAUUGCCGAGAUUGCAGCCAAGGAAGGCUACAUCCCUGCACCGACUGUUGAGACGGUCGACGUCGAGACUUGCGAGAAAUUUGCGGGUUAUCAGGCUCUGAGCUGGGGCAUGAAUUCCCGCGGAAAGGCGAGGAGGGCGGCCAAGUUGUUGGGUUGGAAGCCCGUGGCGCCGAGUUUGGAGGAAGAGUUGCCGGGGAUUGUGAAGUUGGAGUAUAACGAUUUGAAGAAAUGA
This is a messenger RNA of Talaromyces amestolkiae, 1029 nucleotides long. RefSeq lists its product as uncharacterized. The transcript is spliced from 4 exons. Bases 1 to 1029 code for a protein of 342 amino acids. The record is from RefSeq and is a predicted model, not a curated record. NCBI's taxonomy places the organism in Eukaryota, Fungi, Ascomycota, Eurotiomycetes, Eurotiales, Trichocomaceae.